UGAAGCGAACGUCACACAGGCUGCUAAAUCGAGCGACGAAUAAUCGCUCAUCAGCUAUCCUCCUCGGUCCAGCUUAGAGGAGCAACUCCGUCAUGUUUACACUCGUGUGGCGUUGGAUUGUGCGGCGGUUGUGUUUAUUCACCUAAGUCCAAAUAGAUCAUCAGAUGAAAAUAACAUCGAGCCAAAAUGCACUAGCUGGACUUGAACGGCUGGCCCACUGGUUUCCUGGAUCUGUUGCUUGGAGCGGAUGAUGAAGCGGGUCUUCUGGCUGCUUUCAGGCUUAAACAGAAGAAUGAUGAAGUUACUUUUUGCCCUCGCAUUGAUCGCCUACAUUGCCUCUGUUUGGGGAACAUAUACAAACAUGAGGUCACUACAAGAACACGGGGAUGUGAAGAUUGAACAGAAAAUUGAUGAAGCUGUGGCUCCUUUGAGAGAGAAGAUUCGUGAUCUGGAACAAAGUUUUUCUCAGAAGUAUCCACCGGUGAAAUUUCUCUCAGAAAAAGAUCGAAAGAGAAUCUUGAUCACAGGAGGGGCCGGUUUCGUGGGCUCCCAUCUGACUGACAAACUAAUGAUGGAUGGCCACGAGGUGACCGUGGUGGACAACUUCUUCACGGGGAGAAAGCGCAACGUGGAGCACUGGAUCGGCCAUGAAAAUUUUGAACUCAUCAAUCAUGACGUGGUGGAGCCUCUUUACAUUGAGGUGGACCAGAUUUAUCACCUGGCAUCUCCAGCCUCCCCUCCCAACUACAUGUACAAUCCCAUCAAAACACUCAAGACGAACACAAUCGGUACUCUGAACAUGCUCGGAUUGGCCAAACGAGUAGGUGCCAGACUUCUACUGGCCUCUACGUCAGAGGUUUAUGGAGAUCCAGAGGUACAUCCCCAGAAUGAAGAGUACUGGGGCCACGUGAACCCAAUUGGUCCUCGAGCAUGCUAUGAUGAGGGGAAACGUGUAGCAGAGACUAUGUGCUAUGCCUACAUGAAGCAGGAAGGUGUGGAGGUGAGAGUGGCAAGAAUCUUCAACACGUUUGGUUCCCGGAUGCACAUGAAUGACGGACGAGUCGUCAGCAAUUUCAUCCUUCAGGCGCUACAAGGAGAACCUCUCACUGUGUAUGGUACUGGAUCCCAAACUAGAGCCUUCCAGUAUGUAAGCGACCUGGUAAACGGCCUUGUGUUGCUGAUGAACAGCAACAUCAGCAGUCCAGUCAAUCUGGGAAACCCAGAGGAACACACCAUAUUGGAGUUUGCCCAACUCAUCAAAAGUCUUGUUGUGAGCCGGAGCCAGAUCCAGUUUCUGUCGGAGGCCCAGGACGACCCCCAGAGGAGGCGACCCGACAUCCGAAAAGCCAAGAUGAUGCUGGGCUGGGAACCUGUGGUGCCGCUGGAGGAAGGUUUGAACAAAACGAUUCAGUAUUUCAGCAGAGAACUCGAACACCAGGCCAACAACCAGUACAUCCCCAAACCUAAAGCCGCCCGCAUGAAGAAAGGACGGCCCAGACACAACUGAGACGUAGUUGUCUGCUCUGCUGCACACUCCUCUACCAUCAGAGAGACUCCCAGGAGCUUCUCUUUGACGUACCCUGCUGAGUAGAGCACUUUUUUGGAAAAGGAUCCUUUUUCCUCCUUUGGCUCUCGGAGACAGCUUUCUCUCCGAGCUCUCGUUUUAGAAGCUGUUGAUGCCUUGUGCCGGAGCGGCAGCCGAGAUCUGACGAGGCCCGCCUCGCUGAAGCUCUCAGAGCCGAUGGACAUGCCUGAAUCAAAGAGGCAACAUGUUGGAGCAAAGAAUUUAAAAUACAGCCUAUGUUUUGCUUUGUUUUUUUACGGAUUAUGUGCAGUGUUUUGCCAUUUUAACGCACCGCCACGUGAAUCCAGCAAGCAGCUCAGACCGUGCAGAAACGAUUGGACUCCCAUCAGUUUCACGGCGUCUUGUGUCUGGAGAGGAGCCGCCAGAGUUUGUUUUUCCACUGGACGUCUUGUUGUGUCCGUCUGCCAGACCUGCAGUGCACAGCAGGUUUCGGACAAAACCCUCCAGAGCAACUGUUUACGGCGCCGUAAUUGUUUUUAAGGUUGUUGUGUUUUGUGAAACUUUCAUGUCAUGGUGUGCAGUAUCAUAUUGAUGUGAAGAUGCUAUUUUAAUAAAAUAUUUCCAGUAACUUGCAUGUGAUGUUGACCCUUUAGAUCAGGAGUUCUCCAAAGGUCCUGAACUCAUUUCUAGGUGGGAACAAAGGCUCAAGAAACGUCUCACAAGCUAAAUAAAUCUUUAUUUUACGUC
This is a messenger RNA of Fundulus heteroclitus (mummichog), 2272 nucleotides long. RefSeq names its product UDP-glucuronate decarboxylase 1 (gene uxs1). Gene Ontology annotation, molecular function: NAD+ binding; UDP-glucuronate decarboxylase activity. Gene Ontology annotation, cellular component: cytoplasm. Lineage: Eukaryota; Metazoa; Chordata; Actinopteri; Cyprinodontiformes; Fundulidae. Gene Ontology annotation, biological process: D-xylose metabolic process. The coding region runs from base 248 to 1507 and encodes 419 amino acids. The record is from RefSeq and is a predicted model, not a curated record. The transcript has 16 exons.